Argentina anserina (silverweed cinquefoil) is the source of this 2045-nucleotide messenger RNA. Its product is annotated as N-(5'-phosphoribosyl)anthranilate isomerase 1, chloroplastic-like. Gene Ontology annotation, biological process: L-tryptophan biosynthetic process. Bases 782 to 1609 code for a protein of 275 amino acids. NCBI's taxonomy places the organism in Eukaryota, Viridiplantae, Streptophyta, Magnoliopsida, Rosales, Rosaceae. Gene Ontology annotation, molecular function: phosphoribosylanthranilate isomerase activity. The transcript is spliced from 5 exons. The record is from RefSeq and is a predicted model, not a curated record.
UCCACUGUACAGUUUCCAGAUUUCUGCACUCGGAGCAUUAAUGGAGUAUUGCAACGGAGAGACAGAGACCAAACGCCAAGUUACGUAAUUGCUUACGACAGAACCUACGAACAUAAUGUAGGCAUAGAUAGAAGCACUAGGGCAAUUCUUGGUCCAUUAAUGGACUUUGGGUGGUCAUUUGUGCGAUAGAUUUGUAGAGUAUGAUUGAGGAAAGUGACAUAAUUUACAUCCACAUCUUUGCUGGAGUGGUUUGGUGCCAGGAAAGCUCCUAGUAAUGUAAUGGAUUGCCAGGACGAUGGAGCUGCUUUUGUUAACAAUGGAAGUGGAGGGACACCAGUGCCGUGUGGGACCUUAGUGGGUUUUGACGUUUGUUCUUGCAAGGAAGUUUUGGGAUCGUGGUCCAGCCGCCCAUGAGUUCGAAAAUCCAACCAAACAAUAAUGCACAUUUGCACAUAAAGAUUAAGAAAGCUUCUUCAUUCAACUACAUUCUGAAACAGAGUUUUACUAAUAUUGAGAUUACGCAACAUACAAUUAGAGACCAAGUUGUUGUUGCGAACUAGUUUGUUAGGAGAUAGAGUGCAAUGUUCUAAUGGGAAAAAAACAUUAUAUUUGACAUUUUGAAAUCUAAUUUAUAGAAUUUUAUUCCAUUUAGAAAUCUUCUAGCAAGGCAAAAUUUCAAAAACUAGAUUUUUACCAACAUUAUGCAUGGAAUAGGUUUGAUGGGUCAAACAUAGUGAACCAAUCAUUAGUUUCCCCCCGCGCCCAAAUCGAUUGGAGAACCAUGCUUCCAGGAUUAGUUGUUGGAAGUCAGUUUUGGCCUGGAGUUGUCAAAAUUGGUGAACCAGCCCAAAUUCGUGGUUUGAAGCAGGGCUCGUUGUCAAGUGCUGAGUUGUUUAGAAAGAAUAGAAUCACAUGCAAAGUCGUCAAGGAGGAUGAUGAUGUCUCGUAUAAGCGUGAGGAACUCAGAAAGAAUCGACCUUUGGUCAAGAUGUGUGGCAUUACUUCUGCAAUGGAUGCGGCAAUGGCAGCAGAAGCUGGCGCUGAUUUUAUUGGGAUGAUUAUUUGGCCAAACUCGAAACGGUCUGUUUCACUUUCAAUUGCAAAGGAUAUUUCGAGAGCUGCAAGGGAGUACGGGGCACAACCUGUUGGCGUGUUUGUGGAUGAUGAUGCAGACACAAUACUAAGAGCCUCUGAUGCAGCAGACCUUGAAUUUGUUCAGCUUCAUGGAGACGGUUCUCGUGCUGCUUUUCCGGCAUUAGUCCAAGAGAACCGUAUAAUUUAUGUCCUUCAUGCUAAUGAAGAUGGAACUCUCUUGAACCAAAUUUCUGCUGAAGAGUGUUCUCUAGUUGAUUGGGUUCUUGUGGAUAGUGCAAUGGGUGGCAGUGGCAAGGGAUUCAAUUGGACACAAUUUAAGCUACCAAGCAUUAGGAGCAAGCACGGUUGGCUUUUGGCAGGAGGGAUAAAACCAGAGAAUGCUUCUGAGGCUCUUUCUAUUCUCAAACCCCAAGGAAUUGAUGUUAGUAGUGGCAUUUGCGGCCAAGAUGGUAUCCAGAAAGAUCCGUUGCGAGUAUCUUCAUUUAUGAGUGCAGUACAGUCAGUAAUCUAUUGAUCCAUCAAGGUUAGGCAGACAAGGAAGCGAUGAAGAAACAAGUUAUUUCAAGUUUUCAACAAUGCACAACAUUUUUCUGCAACAACCAUUGCUCUUGGUACUUUGAGACCUGUCAAAUAAAAGGAUAACUUUUUAAGCCCUUGGUGUUUUGUUGAAAACUGCAAACCAUAUACGCUACCUCAAAGGAUAACAGCCUACAAAACUUGACAAUUUGAUAUCCUAAAGUUUAAGAUCAGUUUCUCAUCAGUUUGAUAAAUACACAUGUAUAGUGAUCAUUCUUGAAGUACUUUACAAGGACACAGAAAAUGUAAUGGAAGAGGCAAAGAUUUCUUGGGCUCCCUUUAAUACUUCCCAAGCAUAGCUGCCCCCGUCUGAAAGUCACGAAAAUUACAUUACCCCAUUUUGUUUAUUUUUAAGCAAAUAGUUCAGGAGAAAG